CCCCCUCCAGGCCUCGGGGACGCGCCGCCGCCUAUCCUUAGGCUGUGAGGGCCGGGCAGGCCCGGGCCCGGCUGUGCGUUGGGGCUGGAUCGGGUCCUAGCCCCCGGCCGCCCCGGGCCUUGGCCCACUCCGCCCGGCUGCCUGCAAGGGAAGCUGUGACAGGCGGGGGCGGGGGUCCGCCACUUCUGGGGCCUGGGUGGUUGGGUAGCUUGGUUGGGGCUGUUUCAUUUUUGUGUCCGUUCAAAGUCAGGCUGGCGGCGGGGGGUGCAGCAGCAGCAGCAGCAGCGUUAAGAAAGUGUCAUUGAAGUGCCAGUGACCCAUCCCCUGCUUUUGCCUCGGGGCGUUUCUAUGGGAGAGCAGGCACUUCAGUUCCACAAUGACUACUCAGAAAUUAUUUGAGAAGAGGAUCAGAAAUGAUUAGGGUUUGAUUUCUGAGGAAUACCUAAGAGCUGUGUAUUGCAGUAGUGUAGCUGAAGGUUAACAAUAUCAAGGAUGGAGAAAUCAAGUAAUGGGAUGACAUCAGAAAAAAAAUCAGAAGCAAAAUCAAGAAGAUUUUGUUGAUGGUGAGACCUACAUUGUUAGUCCAUGAAACAUUCAAGGGAAAUGGUGAAACUCACAUUAUUUUGGACACCUGAACAUAAACUAAACAAAACACUGUAGAAUUACCUGCAAGAAAUGUCUGCACAGCAGGAGACACGCAAGACACAACCAAGUCUUUUCCAGCUCUUAAUUUCUUAGAUGAUGCAUAUCCUGUUGUAAGAUGAUCCAGUUGGACAAAGUAUUAACCUCUCCUCCUAUAUGGAUCAACCUGCUAGUGAUGGUGAAGCUGGGAAAAGGCUACUCUAACCACAGCCAGGAUGAAUCGGCUGCCAGAUGAUGCAGAAAAUGCUCAGAGCAGCAGUCGGGGCUCCUGUCCUUCCUUGCAGGAUGUCCAUUCCAUCAACCCAGCGCAGCUGAUGGCAAGGAUUGAAUCAUAUGAAGGAAGAGAGAAGAAAGGCAUAUCAGAUGUCAGAAGGACUUUCUGUUUGUUUGUUACUUUUGACCUUUUAUUCGUAACCUUGCUGUGGAUAAUAGAGCUAAAUGUAAAUGGGGGCAUUGAGACUACCUUAGAAAAGGAAGUCCUGCAGUAUGACUACCAUUCUUCAUAUUUUGAUAUAUUUCUACUGGCAGUCUUUCGAUUUAACGUGUUAAUACUUGCAUAUGCAAUGUGCAGACUGCGCCAUUGGUGGGCAAUAGCUUUCACAACAGCAGUGACCAGUGCCUUUUUAUUAGCAAAAGUAAUUCUCUCAAAGUUGUUUUCCCAAGGUGCUUUUGGCUAUGUGCUGCCCAUUAUAUCCUUCAUACUUGCCUGGAUAGAAACCUGGUUCCUGGAUUUUAAAGUGUUACCACAAGAAGCAGAAGAAGAAAACAGGCUCUUGCUGGUGCAAGAUGCGUCUGAGCGAGCAGCUCUUCUUCAGCCAGGACAUCUCUCUGAUGGGCAGUUUUAUUCUCCUCCUGAAUCUGCAGCAGGAUCUGAUGAAGAAUCUGAAGAAAAACAGGAUAGUGAAAAACCAAUUGUAUAGCAACUAUGAGAGAUAACAGAGUGAAAAUCUGAAUCAAAGGCCAUUAGGGAAUUGCCUAUUUUGAAACUGUAAUGACAAUGUCUGCAGUUGACUUAUUGGUGGAACUGCUAACAAAAGAAUUUAUUUAUUAGCGAGGAAAGAGGAGUGAUUCCCGUGUACUGUAAUACCUCACAAAGUUGUUCUGUUCACAUAUAUAUAUUAGACUGCCUCAUGGCUGUUAUGAAAAAUUACUCAUCCAUAUUGUAUUCAGUGAUUCUUGAAGUUGAUCUUCUAACGACUAGGUAGCUACUAGAAAGUGUUGUGCUUGUGUAACUAAUCAGUAGACCUGGUAAUAUAUUGAAGUAACACUUCUGUAUGAUGGAAGUAUAUUUAAUGAUUGUUUGAAUUCACCAGAUAAAAUUUAUUUUACAUUGUUAAAUAUUUGUCUUGUUAAUUUUUACAUUUUCUUUUUUUUUAAACUCCAUGCUUUUUUUUAAUGGACUUAUGCACUCUUUGUAAAAUAAAGAAAAAUGUUAAUAAAAACAAUGUGACAUAUUGCGA
Messenger RNA from Caretta caretta (loggerhead turtle), 2102 nucleotides. The record is from RefSeq and is a predicted model, not a curated record. Lineage: Eukaryota; Metazoa; Chordata; Testudines; Cheloniidae.